GUCGUACUUCGCAGACUCGAGUCGGCCCGCGCACUCGAGUUGACCGAGCCAUGUCCUGGCUCACGGGCAAGGUGGCCUCGUUGGUGCGCGAGGGCCCACAGCUCUCGGCGGAUGAGUUGGCGCAGACCUUGGAGCAGCGCGCCAAGGCACUCAGCGCCCCGCGCUCCGCCGCGUGGCUCCUGGGGCACUGGCUCGAGCAGUGCAACGGCUCGGAGGUCUUCGUGCUGCCGCGCGGAGGUUCCGAGUGGCACAUCGGCUUCCAGCAGGUCCUUCUGCGCAGCAGCGCCUUCGAGCUGGUCCUGGAAGCUUGCGCCAAGCAGAAGCCGCUCCGCGAGUCCCUGACGCCAGGGCCCGGCGCUUCCUCCCAGCUCCUGGAGCAAAGCAAGCAGCUGCGCCAGUCUCUUCACAACAUGGCGGAGCGCUUGCUGCUGCCGGGCGCGCUGGAGGUUUGGCCCUCGCUGCUGGACGCUUUGCUCACGGAGCACCGCGCGCCGCUGCCCUGGGACGCCUGGGCCCGGCGCCUCCUCGGCGCGCUGAAGCGGCCCUGGCAGCGCGAGGCCUUGACUCUGCAGCUGAACCGCUGGGACCAGCGGGCCGCGGACCUCGCCGGCGAGGCUUCUAGCGGCUACAGUGAGGGCACUGCCACCAUGAUGGCAGGCGGCGCCACACUCUCCAAGCAGGGUAUCCGCGCUGAGAUGAGCCGGAGGCGGCUGCCGCAGCUGGGCGCGGAGGCGGCGCGGCGCCGCCUCCGCGCGGAGCUGCUGUGCGCGGCUCUGGAGGCGCUGAGGGCGGCGCAAGACCAGAACGGCGCCGGCUCCCAAGAGAUCCAGCACCUCAUCGCGGAUGCGGGUCUUGCCAUGGAGUCUCUGGACAGCGGUCUGGACAGCAGCGCGGCGCACAGCGCCUCGCUGAGCUCCGCGCUGAGCGACUGCAGCGGGGAGCUGCAGCGGCAGAUGGCCGCGGUGAUGCUCACCCAGGAAGCCUUCGUGGAGCGCCGAGGGCGUCUCCAAGACGAGCGCCGGCGCCUGCACAUGCGCCUAGAGGAGUUGGACGCUGAAGUCACCCAGCUCGACACGGAGGCGCAGAGGUGCAACGAGCAAAUCCAGCAGCUGCAAGCGCAGUUCAGCCAGAACACCAGCCACUACGGCGGGCUGCUGGGCGGCAGCAGCUCGGCGCAGCAGCGGCUGAGCCACCGGAAGUCCAAGGCGGGAGCCUUCCAGAGCUGCGCUCGCGCGGCCCUGGAGCUCGCGCGCGCGGAGGAGGCGCGCCGGGCGCCGGAGCUCUGCGCCCAUCUCCGGCGCCGGCGGGCAGCUCUGGCGAAGCAGGCGGCCAGCUACCUGCGCCAGGAGCGACUGCGCUUGGGCGCCAUCGCCGAUCUUGCCAGUGAGAAGUCGCCAGGCGCAGAGCCCGAGGUGGAGCUGGCAGCGCAAGCGCAGGAGGCCUGGCGCAGCGCGCAGGCGCUGCUGCAGCGUGCGCAACAUCUGCUGGAGGCUGAGGAGGAGGAGACAGAGGAGCCAGAGGACGCGCCAGGCGAGGAGGUGCCGGAGGCGGAGGCGCUGGCGUUCUUCAGCCGCGUGCCGGAGGAGGACAAGAUCUGCGCUGACUGCCUGAGUUCGGCGGAGUGGGCGUCAGUGACCUACGGCAUCUACCUGUGCGUGGACUGCGCGGGGCGGCACCGGGGCCUCGGGGUGCACCUCAGCUUCGUGCGGAGUUUGGGCAUGGACCGCUGGACCGCCCCGCAGCUGAGGCGCAUGGAGCUGGGCGGGUCCCAGCGCUUCCGGGACUUCAUGGCGGCCUACCCGGCGCUGGACUCGGAGCUGGGCGCCCGCUACGGCUCCCGCGCCGCCCGCUUCUACCGCCGGGCGCUCACCGCGCGGCUUUCCAACCCCGCGGGCGCCGCGGGCGGCGAGGGCUUGCCGGCGGCGCCGGCGGCGGAGGAAGGCCAGCGGCCGGCGGAGACGGCGGAGGUGGCGGCGGAGUCGGAGGAAGGCCCUUCGCUGGCCUCCGAGCAGCAGCUGCUGGAGACCACCUUCCUGGAGCUGCAGGGCAAGCUGGCCGCGCUGGCCUGACAGGCGAGAGGCUCGCGUGCCCGACGCAUCGGUGAGCCGAGCGUGAGCGGGGGCGCCGACAUGGGGAAUGUAUGCUGAAGAGAGAGAA
Molecule: messenger RNA, 2157 nt
Organism: Effrenium voratum
Lineage: Eukaryota; Dinophyceae; Suessiales; Symbiodiniaceae
Source: the annotation of a GenBank genome assembly